GUACAGUUGUACAUACACACCGGUACAUGGGCCACAUCACGUUGUACUCGUACCGCGUCAUCAUCGUUGUCAUGAACAUUCCGUACCGAUACGAAAUUGUACCUCGCCAUUUUUUGUUGAACGCCAUCAAGCCAAGCAACAAACAUUUUCCCUCUGCCACAUGGUAUUCCAUAUUGCCAAAAAAGGACGGGUACAAUGAAAACACCGCGAAGCCUUCUUGCUGCUCUCUUUGCGACGGUGCAUUUGCAACUGCCACCACCCUGUCACUCGUUCAGCGCGAAACUCACAACAAAUCCAAAGGCCGCUCCAGGUACCAACAACGUCAACUUCGAGGACUGGAUCACGGAUGCUCCCGAGGAAGUCAGGGAAUGGAAGGAUCUGACCGUUAGAGGGGAUAUCCCGGACUAUGUCCGCGGUACCUGGAUCCGCAACGGCGGAGGAAUAUGGUCUGGCGGCGACAACGGCGACGGCGGUGAGUCCUUUUCCCACAUUUUUGACGGCUUUGCCAAGGUAUCGGCCUACCGGUUCGGAAACGGGAGGCUCCGCCACCAGGCGCGGUUUCUCGAGGGGAAGUGGUACAAGAAGUUCCAAUCGGACGGAAGUCUGCCUCCAAGCAUCGGGACCGGGCCGAUCCUCGACGCCUCCGGAACCCCCAAGGUCGGCGCCGCGAGAACGGUCGGGGCGAUCCUCAAUGUUGCCACGGCCUUUGACAACGCCCCGGUAAACAUCUGGGAUUUCGAUCCGCUCUCGAGGACAGCCGGUCCCAAAAGGGUGGAGGCGCUGACGGAUGCCCCGCCCCGGGUGAACCUGGACUACGACACGAUGGACACCCUUUCGAGCAGCACCAUCAACCCACUGGCCAAGGGAAUCCGGGGCUUCGAGCUCCUCAUCACGGCCCACCCGCUGUACUCCCUCGAGAGCGACGACACCUACAACAUAGCGGUGGAGAUCGGCCUCGGCCUUCCCAACGCGAGGGUCAACCUGAUCAAGGAAACACCGCUCGGGGACCGGAGCGUGGUCGGAUCCUUCGCUACCGACGACGGGAUCCCGUAUUUUCACUCGUUUGGGUUGUCUCGAAACUACGCCGUCGUGGUGGUGCAACCCCUACGGAUCGACCCGGGCAAUCUUUCCGGGUUGCUGGAGAAGGGUUUUAUGCGGUCCAUGAAGAGCGUGGAGAAGACGAGGGUGGUGGUCCUUGAUCUCAAGACGGGGGAGUGCGUCCUCGACCAGAGCGUCCCCGAACCACUCUAUUUUUAUCACGCCGUCAGCACGGCCGAGGUCGACCACGGGCGCUCGCUCUCGCUGCGCCUGUGCGCCUACAAGAGUUCCGACCAGCUCACGGGAGAGAACCAGUUCAUGCGGCUCGAGCGGUGCCGCAGGGGCAAGGAAUGGAGGAACAAGCUCGACAAGGGCGGCCGGUUCUGCGACGUCGUCUGCGACCUGGAGAAGGGUACUUUCUCGCUGCGGUGGGACGAUCGCAUCCGCCAGGGGUUCGAGCUCCCGGUCACGCGGUACUCGCGGGCCCACGGCGGAAGCGUGGAAGAAAGGAGGGAGGCGGCCGAUGCCCCGAUCGAUGGCCACCCGCGCUACGUGUACUCCUUCGGGGCGUUCGCCCUCGGUGCGGAGGAGUACGACGCCUGGGGCCUCUUCAAGUUCGACACGGAACGCCGGGAGGUCGCGGCCUCGUACCGGUGCGAUUCCGUGUACGUGUCCGAACCGGUGUUUGUCCCGGAUCCGAGCGGUUCGGGGGAAGACGACGGCGUCCUGCUGACCCAGGCGUAUUUUGGUGCCGAGCGAGAAACCAGGCUCCUGGUCCUCGACGCCCGGACCAUGGAGGUGGUCGCCGAGGCCGGCACCGGCAUGCGCACGCCGAUGGAUUUCCACGGGGGAUGGAUUCCGGAGGGCGGCGGCGGCCGCCCCUAGCUUCCACUGCUACCGAUGCUGCCGCUAUACCGCCAUUGCUAUUGCUACUGCCAUUGCUAUGCUUGGGUACCCGACACUCCUUUGCGCCUCAUAAAUUCCAAUGUUGAGA
This is a messenger RNA of Pseudo-nitzschia multistriata, 2032 nucleotides long. NCBI's taxonomy places the organism in Eukaryota, Bacillariophyta, Bacillariophyceae, Bacillariales, Bacillariaceae. The record is from the annotation of a GenBank genome assembly.